Molecule: messenger RNA, 1825 nt
Organism: Dermacentor albipictus
Lineage: Eukaryota; Metazoa; Arthropoda; Arachnida; Ixodida; Ixodidae
Gene: Hey
Product: Hairy/E(spl)-related with YRPW motif
Biological process (GO): regulation of neurogenesis; anterior/posterior pattern specification; regulation of transcription by RNA polymerase II
Cellular component (GO): nucleus
Molecular function (GO): protein dimerization activity; DNA-binding transcription factor activity, RNA polymerase II-specific; RNA polymerase II cis-regulatory region sequence-specific DNA binding
Source: RefSeq, a predicted model, not a curated record
CUGCAGCGGCCGCUUGCAACGCGUGUCUCCUCGCAGUCGGCAGGCAGCACGCGCGCCAUGCGACGACGCAUGGCCGACAUGAUGGACUCGGACUACGACGCCUCGCCGUCCCGAGGGUAAGCGGCGCGGAGUGGCGAGGAGGAGGAGGAGGCGACCGGCGCCCGGACACGUGCCCGCAACCGGGCUGCAUUCGGGAGUCGCGCACGCGACCGAGCGGACGUGCAGCGCGCGCGCCUUGCCUCUCCUCCGCCGUCGGACGCCCGCCUGAACGUUGUUGGUGCGCGUGUGCCGCCGCCGACGACAUGUUUUCGUUCGGCCAUUCCGGGACCAGCUCCGGUUCCGGCAGUUGCCAGCUGCUGACCAGGAAGAAAAGACGAGGCAUAAUCGAGAAGAGGCGGCGUGAUCGGAUUAACACCUCGCUGACCGAACUUCGUCGACUCGUACCCACGGCAUUCGAAAAGCAGGGAUCCGCCAAGCUCGAGAAAGCCGAAAUCCUCCAGAUGACGGUGGACCACCUUAAGAUGCUGCACUCCAAAGGUGUGGACGCGUUCACGUUCGACCCGCACAAGUUCGCCAUGGACUACCACACCAUGGGCUUCCGCGAAUGCGCCAGCGAGGUGGCACGCUACCUGGUGGCCAUCGAAGGCAUCGACCUGCAGGACCCGCUCCGGCUGCGCCUCAUGAGUCACCUGCAGUGCUACUCGGCCCAGCGAGAGCUUGCCGCCAAGUCGUCCUGCUGGAGUCCGGCGAGUCCCGCGGCUCCUCACUACCCUACGUCCGGCUCCCCCCAGCCGUCUCCGGCCAACGCGGUCGUAGCCGCGGAGCCGUACGCCUCGGGAAACGAGCCCCCGCGGCUCGAGACGAAAGGCUUCCGGCAGCACUUCCCGGCGGCUGCCAGGGCGACGCAUAUGCCGCACCCGUCGGCCGCCGCGAACGCCAUGCUGCCCGCGGCGGCGCCGCACGUCCAGGGCCCGCCGGGAAACCAGUACUUCCACGGCGUCGCCGCCGCCCACUUCUCUCCCAUGACGCCGCCGACGUCGUCCACGACGCCCUCGUACGGCUCGGACCUGUCUCCGCUCUCCUCCGGUUCCGGCGGAGUCAAGCCGUACAGGCCGUGGGGCAGCGAGAUCGCCUACUGAACGCGCUCACUUCCGCGGCUUAUCCGGCUGGACUGGAAACGCUGUCACGUUUGCUUUCCACGGAGGCUGUUGUGGCGUCUCCGGGAGGUCCCCCUGCACUGAGCUCUCAACUUGGCCUUACGCGAGUGGCCCGAGACGAGUGCACCUUUGUCAAGAAAUGCAAGCUCUUGGGAGAUCCGUCUCCACCGUCCUAUUCCUGACGACAGCCGUUGGAAACUAAACAAGAGCCGUGCAGAACGUUGCCUUGAAACCACCAUGCAACGUCUCCAGUGACACCGCUUCCCUCGGACUUGAUAAUCGUGCUCUUACUAUCAUGGGCAACCUCGCAGUUCAGGUGCCGGCGUACAGCAGAGUCAUCAGAACGACUUUGUUCGCAUUCCUGUUUAGCCGGACGGUAAUGUCGGGUACGGCGCAACAGAUUGAGCGGCGAGCGAGAUCCUCGAAAUUGGCCACUCCGCUCCUUGCUUAUGUGCCGUAAGUGUAAGGCGAAAAACGGUGUCACGGAGGUCACUGCAAGGGCCAAGGCUUUGGUCAGGUCCUCCAGUUCGUGCACCGAGAUGUGCGGACUCGAAACGUCGUCACGCGUGCGAAAAUCGUGCGUUGUUUUCUGCUAGUCCACAGAAUGUCAUGUGUAUGUGAACUCGUGCCUUGCGGCAGCAACGCUCGAUAGGCAAGUGUCCGCCACU